Messenger RNA from Sycon ciliatum, 1969 nucleotides. RefSeq lists its product as uncharacterized. The record is from RefSeq and is a predicted model, not a curated record. Gene Ontology annotation, molecular function: coenzyme A diphosphatase activity. Gene Ontology annotation, biological process: coenzyme A catabolic process. Bases 214 to 966 code for a protein of 250 amino acids. Lineage: Eukaryota; Metazoa; Porifera; Calcarea; Leucosolenida; Sycettidae. The transcript has a single exon.
UGUUUUGUUUUGUAGGUUUUACUUUUGUAGUUGUAGCUCUGGCCACAUCGUUGGCUAGCUGUCGUAGAGACGUCACGUCCUUGUCCAAUCCGUUCACGAUCCUUCACUUCAAGUUCAGCUAGUUACCUCCCCAGUCAUUGCCUUACCUGGAAAUUUGCUACAAAAAGACCAAAACAUUAUCCUCACUUCGAAGCAAAAAUUAAUAGGAUUAUAAUGCUAGUAAAAUCGGUGGAGAGGACGAUGUGUACAGCUGCCUCUGCUGCCAGUGUAGCUACCACUGGAUCAAUAACUUCUUUGGCGAGACGCCGAUUCGAGGACCACGAGCGUUGUCGUCUAUCUGAGGAUCGCAUAAGGCCACACCAGCCAGCUGCAGUAUUAGUGCCAUUGUUUCUCAACCAUGCCGAUGAUAAGCUGAGUGUGCUGCUCACGCAACGCUCAGCUAUGCUGAAGCACCACAGUGGAGAAGUGGCUCUGCCUGGUGGGCGGUAUGAUGAGGGUGAUGAGAGUGCCAUGGCUACUGCACUCAGAGAGUCGAGUGAGGAGGUGGGCCUGCAGAAACACCAGGUUGAAGUUUGCACAGAGUUACCGCCGCAUUUCGCACGCAACCAGAGUUCCGUAGUGCCCGUGGUGGGCUUCAUACCGGAGAACUUCCCGCCAAGGAUUCAGGAGGCAGAAGUGGAUGCUGUGUUUCGCGCGCCGUUGGAGAUGUUUCUUAGUUCUGAGAACCACUCGUCAAAGUACAUUGACUUCCAUGCGAACAGGUUCCUUAUGCACUCCUUUAACUACGUUGAUCCUGAGCAUGGGAAUAGGGCGUUUCGCAUCUGGGGAUUCACUGCCCAGUUGCUCAUAACUGUAGCAAGUAUUGCGUUCAACCGCGUUCCAGAUUUUGACUGUCUUCUUAUGCACUACGGCUCCUCCGGCUUGCCCAAUCACGCUACACUGCUUGAAAAGAGAAGCUCUCUGUAGACACGCUGCUGUUUGACUACUUCAAAAUACUUAUUGUGCAAUGACGUCAUAUAUUUGGCGAUGAUGUCAUAUGACAGAACAGUGCUAGUGUGUCCUGCUGCCUCUGCCUGCCGUGGAGCUGCACCUACUGGAUCAGUGAACAGUCUGUGACGAAACACAGAUCUGAGGAGGAUGAGCUGCUGUAGCCGUAUGACACAUGUAUGUUGUGCCUUUGUCGGUGCAGCAGGUCCUUUGCACAAAAAUAGGGACACUUUAGGAUAACGCACAUGGUAGUGGUCUUUGUGAUGUUUUGUCCAACUUUAUCUAUGUAGCUACUUGGCUGAUGCCUACUACUUCACCAGCUGUUUAUUGUUCAAGACUUUGCUGAAAAUUGCUCACCAACGUAUUAUUCUGGCCAUGCUAUCUGCUCAUGGUACAAUCGACGGACAUAGCUAACAAUGCACGGAUGAUCGUGGCUUGAGGCAUUUAUUUUAGAAUUCAUUUCCAAUUGUUUUCUGCAGGCUGUUAUGCCACAUUACCAAUUUCUGUAUUUCCACUCUAGCUUUUCUAUUUAUCACAAUAAUGUUUGAUUGAGAUAUUUAUUUUUUACUUCAAGUAGGUGUUGAUAUCAUUCCCACCCUUCCUGCUCCUAUACCACCUGGGAGUCGUUCCCAACCCCAGGUGGUUUGGGUGCGGCUCCCUGUUUGCCACACUCAGUAGGUCAGUAGGUCUACCAAAUAGUUUUGUUGCCGGGUCACCAGGCACUGGCAGUCAUUUUAUAGGGCCGCCGCGUUCCUCUUCUCCCUAAUCCAGAAUUUAUUUUGACGGGAGCCAAGCCACGGUCCUUUUCCGUGUGUGCGUGGAGGCUGGAGUGUAAACUCGACGAUUGCUUGCCUGAAUGUGGUUGUGUACACGUAGAACGUGCACUACUUGUGCUGCUGGUCUGUUGUGCUGUCUUGGGCGAUGUGUAAUUUGUGUUUUCGUGCAGCUUGACCUCAAGUCAGAGGCUAGCAGCAGUGGUUCA